AUGGAUAAAGUCAAGGUAUCGGAACUUUCGCACACUGGACUUCACCCCGCCCCGUCCAGUUCUGUAGUCUGGCCCUCGGACUAUGUGGGGGAGUUUGUGGCAGCAGUGUUAAGUGGGCACGAGGGCCCUGUGGUCAGCUUGGUGUUCAACCCCUCUGCGGCCAGCACCGCCCUAGCCUCUGUCAGCUGGGACAAGACCUUGCGACUGUGGAACGCUGUAGAGUCCGGUAGUCACUAUGAGUCCAUCCUGCUUAAUUCUGACGCAACCUGUGUGGCCUACAAACCAGAUGGGAAGCAGGUCGCGGUGGCCACACUGGAUGGUCGGAUCUCCAUGUUCGAUGUGCAGACAGCUGAUCAGGUUGGGAGCAUUGAGGGUCGCAACGACCUCGGCAGUGGGCGCUCAGAUACUGAUCUCAUCACUUCUAAGAAAACCCUGGCUGGCAAAGCCUUCACCAGCAUCUGCUACUCAGCCGAUGGGCUGUACAUCCUGGCCGGAGGUCAGAGCAAGAAUGUCUGCAUCUACAAUGCAACCGAGGCUAUUCUAGUAAAGAAGAUGGAGAUAACACAGAACCACUCUUUUGACGCAAUGGAGGACAUAAUAGACCGAAGGAAGAUGACGGAAUGGGGUAAUGCAAGUCUGAUAGAGCAAAGAGAAGAACUGGAGGGAGGCAAUAUAGCCUUGAGACUGCCGGGAGUCAGGAAGGGAGACAUGGCCGCUCGUGCACUGAAACCUGAAGUACGAGUGUACAGUGUUCGGUUCUCCCCCACAGGACAAGCUUGGGCAGCCGUCACCACAGAAGGACUCCUUGUCUACUCUCUGGACCCAGGACUGGUGUUUGACCCGUUCCACCUGGACCUGGAGACUACACCGGCGUCGAUACUGGCUCAACUCCAGAAACAAGAGUAUGCUGCAGCCUUGCUGAUGUCCCUGAGGCUCAACGAACAGAAGCUUAUUCAGCAAGUGGUGGAGUCCACACCGCCUGCUAGCAUUGAGUUGUGUGUGGCAUCACUGCUGCCAAUCUUUGCUGAGAAACUCGCCCUGUUCCUGGCCACUGCCCUGGAGAGCACGCGACACGUCCAGUUCUACGCGGAGUGGCUGCGCGCCGUGGUGACAAGACACAACUCGCAGCCCUCCACCACACUGCUGCUCAUACACAAGAAUCUGUCAGCCAAGUACAAUCAGCUGAGCAGGAUAUGUGAUUUCAACAAAUACACUCAGCAGUUUUUGAAGAGGUUAGGUCCACUGAAAGCCAAACACAAGCAGGAAACUGCUGAAGAACCAGAAGAUGGUCUUGAAUUGACUAUGGAAACAGAUUAGUUUUAAGUACCUGUUUGUUUGUUGUGUUUUUAAAAUUUGUAUAUAAAUACACACCAAUUUAUUUUUUAAA
This is a messenger RNA of Homalodisca vitripennis (glassy-winged sharpshooter), 1387 nucleotides long. Its product is annotated as periodic tryptophan protein 2 homolog. The record is from RefSeq and is a predicted model, not a curated record. Gene Ontology annotation, molecular function: protein binding. Gene Ontology annotation, cellular component: Pwp2p-containing subcomplex of 90S preribosome; small-subunit processome. Lineage: Eukaryota; Metazoa; Arthropoda; Insecta; Hemiptera; Cicadellidae. Gene Ontology annotation, biological process: maturation of SSU-rRNA from tricistronic rRNA transcript (SSU-rRNA, 5.8S rRNA, LSU-rRNA); ribosomal small subunit assembly. Bases 1 to 1317 code for a protein of 438 amino acids. The transcript is spliced from 10 exons.